GUAUUGGGGGGGGGAGAGGGUUGUAGAAUAAGAAAUAGAAAGAAAAGGGAGGAGAAGUUCGUGAGUGAGUUAGUGCGUGUGCGCGCGUGCGCGCGCGCGCCCCCUUCUUUCGGUGUCGCGAAACGGAACCGUAGAAAAGACAUACAACACAUUUACACACACGCGUACGUACACAUACACAGUAUCAACGUAAAAAGGUGAAGGUGGCAGUGGUGGGGGUGGGAGGGGGAGGACCAAGAGAGAGGGUGAGAAAGUGCAAAGGGGGUGAAAGAGAUAAUGUGAGGAGUGCGAGCUUACAAGUAAGCAAGUGUGCGUGAACAAGAAGAAAUAAACGCGAGUAUUGAGAUUGAGUUUGAUAGAAAUAGAGAGAGAGGGGGGUGUAGGUGUGCAGAGGGGGAGGGAGAGGGAGAUAGUGUGCGAACAUGUGUCCGUGCCGAGUAUCCUGUCCUCAAAAGUGACAACGGCGGAGGUGCGUCGAAAAAGGAUCGACGAAAUUUUCUUCUUCUUCUACUUCUUCUACUUCUACUUCUACUUCUACUUCUAUUAUUCUAAUAUUAUUAAUUAUUCUUAUUUAAUUCUCUGACAUACUAUAUAUAUAUCAAGAAUUAACGAAAGGUUGAUACGCGGUUAUCCUUAUCUACUACUAAUAUUCAUUGGCUUAUAUCAACCACCGAUGCAGACCUUACGGAAAAAAAACAGCCCGUGCAAGUUUAAGAACGAGCCAACACGGUUCCUCGGGGAUGGUGUUUCGUUCAAAGCGAAGCUGAUUGGUAUAUUGGAAGUAUCAGAAGCACGUGGUGAUCGAAUGUGUCAAGCAGCAUUGGCAGAUUUGAAAAUGGCGAUUCGUGCUGCCGGUGAACAUAAACAAAGGAUUGUUGUUCAGGUCAGCAUAGAUGGGCUUCGUUUGAGGGAUGAAAAAUCUAGCGAAUGUUUGUACCAUCAUCCCGUGCACAAGAUAUCGUUCAUCGCUCAAGAUAUGAGCGAUUCGAGAGCAUUUGGUUAUAUAUUUGGAUCACCGGACACUGGGCACAGAUUUUUCGGCAUUAAAACGGACAAAUCAGCGAGUCAGGUGGUUGUUGCGAUGAGAGAUUUAUUCCAAGUUGUGUUCGAACUAAAGAAAAAGGAAAUCGAAUUAGCGAAACAACAAAUCGAACAGAAUGCUAUCAAUGCGAUCAAGUUUCAUCCGACUGGUAUGUUCGUUGAACCAGCACCGGAUACCAAAGGUGCAGCGGGAACCGAAUCGUCGUCAGUUCAUCGAACGCGAAUUACAAAUUCGGAGAGUGAUAAAAGUACCGAAAGGAAAAACGAAAAUCAAAGUGGGGACAUUGCCGAUUUGUUGGAUCUACAAUUCGAAUUGAACUCGUUACAACAGGGAAUACAUCAGAUGGAUAAAAUAACCCCGGAACAACCUGGACCAUCAGCUGAUGAUUUAUUUGAGAGUGAUCCAUUCGGUGAUUCAUUUGCGAAUAUGAAAUUGAAAGAUACCGUACAACCAAUUUUACCUCCACCACCAUCCUCAUCAAAAAGAGGCCAUUUGGAACGACAACAAACCGUUCCAGCCCCAACAACAUCGGCAACGUCCAGUCCUGCAACAACAUUGUAUAGCAAAACACCACCUCCUCAAGAUACGAUUCAUUGGUUCGACAAAGAAACGGAAAAUCUUUUCAACGAUGGCGAAUUAACGAGCUUAACGAAAAAUAAUAAUACUUCAGGGAAAAAGGAACAAGAAGAAACGACAUCAUCAUUGAACACAACCCCGAGAAGUAGCCAAGCGAAAAGUCCCCAGAUCGAUGUAUUCACGGAACUGGAUCCCCUAGGGACUGGUCUGAUAAAGCCUUACGUCGAUAAGAAAGACUUCUUCCAACAUCUGAAAAAUCCUCCAAAAAAGAAUGAUUUACCUUUGAAGGAAGGUGAUCGCCACGAAGAGGGCAAUUUCGCGAAUUUCGAUCGGUUUGAUGAGAACGAGGCCAUGCAGUCGUCCAUCCUUCCGAAGGCUGACUCGCCCCAAAAGAAAGAUAUUCUAUCAAGGCCGACUCAUCAUCAACCAUUGUCAGUGUCCCUCCCGCCGGAAGAGACGCCUCCUACCAAGAGUACAUUUUCCGGGGGGGUUGUUUCUGUAUCUUCGGUUAAUGCAGCAGCCAAUGUUGCUGGAGGAAUGACAAGCGUUAUUGUUAAUAAAUUAGACAAGGAUUCGAUUGAAUCGAUUCAAACCUUGGUCAAAUUACCGAGCCCAAAGAAAUAUUUGCAAUCGGUUAGAAAAAGAGAAUUCGAUAUAGAAUUAAGCGGUGGUGGUGGCACCACCAUCACUACCAUCACUACCACCACUACCACCACCACCACAACCACCACUACCAUCGGUAUCAAAUCACAGUCCAUUGAAAAAUCAUUUCCAGUCGAUUUUUCGACUACGACCGAAUCACCAGCAUCACCAUUGAGAUCAUGUUCCUCCGAUGCAAACUCUAGAUUAUCCAGUUCCAGUGCCGAAUUAGAUCUUGUUCCUGAACCCCCGCCGAGAGGCGUUGCUAGUAUUAUGAUCAAUCCACCACCCUUGCCACCGAAGAAACAAUCUGCUCGAGGUGUUAUCAAACCCCCACCUAGACCACCCUAUACUACCGAAUCUCAUUUUCAUCAUAAUGAUUUCAUUGUCGAACGCGAGGAAUCAUCUCCGUCACCUACGAGAAUCAAAGAAAGGAUGAAAAGUCCUCCGAUAGAUACAAAGAGUCAAUUCGAUGAUAAUUUUAGUCCAAUCCCACAAAUGUCUGCGAGAACUGAUUUGAUUUCUACAAUGACGACCUCAGCUUUCGAAGAUUCCUUUAGUACGAUGAUACCAACGACUAAUUUAUCAACGUAUUUUUCAUCAACCGUUACAACACCAGUUACAACGAAAAAACCUAAACCCUCGUUGGACAUUACGCUCAGUCAAUUAACUUCUGCAAAUUUAGACGAAUUAGCUAGCAGCCUUGGUAUGACGGUACAACAAUUAACAAGCUUAACGUUACAACAAUUAACCGAAUGUUUGGCCAAUUUAUCGAGCAAAGAAUCAACGAUAGAACCGAAAGAAGAUAAACCGAUUGUUCAACCGAAAACAGAACAAUUGACGACAUUAACGAAACAAUCCAGUACGUGUCAAAUAGCUGAGACCAGUUUCGUCAGCGGGGAGCCACUUUUCAAAGCUAAUUUCGAUCAGGAACCAAUGAGGAAGGAACAGGAACCGACAUACGACAAGUAUGCCGUAUUCCGGGAAUUACUUGAAAUGGAACAAAUGUUGGAAGAAUCUAAAGAGGAAAGAAACGACGAUGAAAUGAUCACCGAUACCGAGAAUAAAGAAUCUGAGGAGGAACCUAAAGAAUCCGAUGAUAAAAAUCGAAAUGAGAUAUUAGCCGAAGCGAUCGUGGCUAUGGUCAAUUUGACUGUUAAAUUGCCGCCUAGUAACGAAGAAUUAAUGAAAGAUGAAACUAGGGAAGAUGAGAUCGAUGAAAACAAUGAAAUUGAAAAUGAUAAGCCGACGGAGACGAUGGAAGAGAUCGAUGAGAUGAAAGAUGAUGUUAUCGAGAUGUCGAUGAAUUUAGAAUCUAAUAGGAAGAUAGAUUUAGAAAUAGAAUUAGAAACCGAAGCGGAUAUCGAAGCUGAUAUAGAAGAUGAUAUGAUUGAGGAUACGACAAUGGUAGGUAGUCAAGAUAAAUCCGAAACAUUAUCGGAUAAGGGUAGCGAAGUUAAUGGUAUUUCGGAUAAAGUUAUAAUUGAGAAUACAGAUGACACCGGUAGAUCUUCGGUGACUGAAAAAAUGGAGGAAAGGUACUCGACGUCAACGUCCAGUGACAGAUACGCAGCAUUAAGGGAGAUCUUUGUUGAGACCGAAAGAAGGAAUAAACAACAAAUACACGCGUCUUUGGCAACAGAUUCCGAAUUGUUAAGUUUGUUUUCGGAUAGUUUGCCACCAGAAGCAGCAGCAGCAGUAGCAGCAGCGGCAGCUGCAACUGCAGCAACAACAACAACAGCUGUAUCUACGAGUCCUAAAAAAUCAUCAGUUAAGAAAAAGGAUGACGAUGAUUUGAAAGCCGUGGCGAUGGAUAUUUUUGAAGAAAUCAAAAUGCUUAAUACGGGAACACACCUUGCUGGUAAAGAAAUCAAAGGAACUACUACCGGUGGAUUCGAGGAUGUAUUUUGUCCGUUUAACGAUGAAACUAAAGACAAUCGUGAAGAGGUUAUUAUUAACAAGGAAGAUGGUAAUUGGGCAAAGUUCGAAACGAGCAUGAUCGGUUCGGAUAGGUCAUCAUGCGAGGGUGCACGUUCGGUAGGUGGUACGUCACCGUGGUCACCCGAUGGCAAAGAUUUUCAUCGCGAUAUUCAACCUUUUAAAUCAGUAUCCACUGGUCAUAGACAUUCAGGGGACAGCGAUAACGAAUGGAAGGACGAGGAAGAAAGCGAGGAAAGCAAUGGGAGAGGACGGCAUGAUGGUAAAUUUUGGUUCCUCAGACAUCCGAGAUACGAUACUGCUGAAUUCGAUGAAAGAUCCUUUUACGAGGAAGCAUCGGGACCUAUUGACAACAGAUCGGAUAAGAGGGAUCGUAAUUUUCGUGGGCGUGUUGUUAGAAAAUCACGGGGGCCCUGGCCGAAAAAUGUUCCACACAGGCCACGUGACCCAUCCUCGUCGUCAUCCUCGUCGUCUCAACGUUGGCACGAAAAAACUCAAUGGGAGGAAGGUCCAAGAUCUUGUCAACAUCGGAAAUUAUUUUACAAGGACAACGAAGAUCGUUACGAGCCGCCCCCGCCCCCAGUGCCCCCGCACGAGUACAUACCGAGAUUUUGGAAAUGCCGAUCUAAAUCACAACGAUGGAAUUUGAUACCGGACGAUCCAUUUUAUGAGGAGGAACGUAGGAGAAAUACCGAGAGAAAAGUAACGUUAAUGGUUAAAGAGGAGGACACAUUUGGCAGCGAGGAGAGCGUUGUUGGUUACGAGGACGAUGACAGAUGGACGAGUAACCGACGUAAAUACGAAAGAAGACGAUGGGACGAGGAAUUCGGUGGUAGAUUUUGGAGCAGGCGUGCUACUAGCCCACCGGACAGUGAAUAUCCAUCCAAGGAAAGUUAUUAUUAUUAUCGGGAGAGUAGAGAGAGGCCACACGAUUAUGUUGGGACAUGGGACGAGGAAUAUGGGGGACCUGAACGAGCUAUUGAAGAAUCGGGUAGAUACAAUACAACCGGUAGGAAGAGGCAUUGGCCUAAAAGGCCUAACAGUGCCAACGAAGGUCGUAAUACCGAUUACGGUGAGAUGGUAUACGCCGAAGCAAGGAACAAAUUUGGUACAUCCAGAUCGGAAUGCAGUGACAAUGAUUCAGAUCCGUAUUUAAGGCCAUCAGAGAGAUCGAGAAGUCGUGAAAUUUAUUGGGGUAGCGAUCAAGAAUACGAUAGUUGGCCGGAGAGACCGUAUUGGUCCGAGGGACCGGAUUUUAAAAGUGAAACGUUACAUCGGAAACGUGUUGUAAGGCAUAAAGCUGGUAGACAACAAAUCCAACCGAAAACUCAGAGUCCAUUCGAAGAUGAUUUUGCUCAGAGCAUUGAACAAGUUGAAUCAUCAGCUGCCACUGUUGAAUCCUUAACCCCGACCGAGUUACGCAUGCAUCUGGGAGUCGCCGAUUCUAAAAGGGAACCACCUUUGAGUCCAUCAUCGAUAACGACGACAACAACAAUGACCACCACCACGACGACGACUACGACACGAUCAUCAUCGAGCAAGGAUGUUAUAACACUUCCUCGAAGAGAACUCAUCCAACGAGAUUACAACAAAAGAACGAGUUUGUUCGAUGAUGAUUUGACAAAUUCACCUAAUGUCUCAUCGACCAGCGACGUUUCCGAUAGACGAAGAUUAUCCUCAGAUUUAAAAGCAACACCGGAAGAAAUUCUUAACGAAACGAAAGAUAAUAAUACUCACAGAUCGUUGGAAAGUGGUAUUAGUUUCGUUUCCGAAGCUAGCAAUACGCGAGAUUCUUUUUUUAACGGUGAUCUUAGGUUCGACGACGAGGAUGCAUUUACCUUCAAAUCAGAAUUAGAGGACAGCGUACCUGAACGUUGCACCACAACGUUGCCCCUUAAAAAUACCAGGCAAAACAAAUACGCCAGUUCUAACAGUAACAACAAAGGUAGACCAUCUGAUCAAUACAUUAGGAAAUCGGAAUCAGUAAACAUCUUCAUACGCGAGGAAGAUCCUUUCGACGAUGAUGAUUUUUUCAAUUGAUUCGCAACCAAUCAUCGUAUUACAUCAAGAUCCUAUAAUAAAUCGGACACUAUUCAUGUCUCAAAUGAAUGAGAAAAUUCAUAUUAACAUAGCCAUAUAUUUCAUUUUGUUCAUUUUCUUUUUUUUUUCUUUUAGGAACGCCGCGCAACAUUUGUCGUCGUCAUCUUCGUCCUCAUCGUUUCUGCUCCUCUCCCGCAUUUAUAGAAAUUAUAUAUUCAGGGUGUCUUGUAAUUAAUGACGAUCACGGGAUGAUUUUACGUAUAAAAAAAUGUCAAGUAUAUUAACAACAUAUAUUAGGAAUGAUAUUUUAUUGAUGCAAGAGGUUAUAUGUUUUAUAAAGAAUAAUCAAAAUCCUGACCGCGACUUUGACCAAAUUUUUGUUUUGUUUUUUGGAAAUGUAGGAUUCGGAAUCACUGAAUGAUUUAAGUUCAAUGUGAGUUUAAAGAUUAUACUCCACCAAGGUUCUUUAUUCCUUUCUUCCUGGUAUUCAUAUUUUAUUUUCUAAGAUUGACGACACCCCAGUAAAAAUCCUUGAAACAGUCUCGUCCAAUAAGCAUACAAGAGUAGAAUCUAUAUAAAACAUUUCGUCAUACCGAAAAUUUCUUGUCAAAAUAUUAAGAAACACGAUAAUGAUUCUCUUAGAAAUAUCCGAAAAUUAUUUUUCUACGUAAAAUCAUCCUUUCCCUUCUCCCUUCUCCUCCCUUUCCCAUGCUCGUUCGUAUCACCAAUUUUUUAUGGGACAUCUUGUAUAUAUAUAUAUAUAUAUAUAUUAUAUUAUAUAUAAUAUACCGGUGCGUAUUUUCUAAGCUUUGCUACUCGUGAAGCGUGGUUAUUCGAUGUCUCUCUCUCUAUUACUAUUUUUUAAUUAAAAAUUACUGAUUUAUAUAUAUUUUUUUUCUUUUCUCUUGUAUGUGUGUGUGUGUGUAUUUAAAACACACACUUAGAAACGAGAUACACGCUUUGUCGAAUGCAUUUAUACAUAAAGAAAGAAAGAAACAAACAAACAAAUAAAAAGAAAUAAAAAAGAAAAAUAAAAAAGAAGAAAAAAAAAAAAAAAAGAAACGUUAUUUAAAUUAAGCUUUGACUAAAUGAAAUUUGGCAUAGUUGUCGUCGUCGUCGUCGUCGUCAUUGUUGUCGUCAUUGAUAAGACGAGAUAUAAAUUAGGUGCUCACCACAAUAGAUUCAUUAAUUAUUUAUUUUAUUUAUUUUAUAUUUUAUAUUUUAUAUUUUAUUUUAAUAAAUUGUAUGUGUUUCGUUGCAAUAAUAUUCCAUACGUGUAAAUUUGUGUCUACAAAAAAAAUGAUUAAUAUAACAUACAAUUGUUUCGUUACCAUAAUUGUGAACGUGAUAAAUGUAUUUAAUUGUUGUCAGAGAAUUUGGAUUGUGUGUUCGGUGCGGGGGUAGGGACGGGGGUGAGUGGGUGGGUGGGUUUUGAGAUUGGUAUGCUUAAGGUUUGAAUGAGAAAAGAUAAUUAUUUAUUGUAUUGUUAGCAAUAAGCUGAUGAUAUUACGUUUAUAGCGGGUUCAAGGUUGUACUGACAAUAAUUCUAUUAUAUUUUAAUGCCAAUUAGAAUUUUCUAUUGGUCGGGAACGAUUAAAGAAAAUAAUGAUUUUCAACAAACAUAAUUUGCUGUUGCCUUGUUGCGUGUUUAGAAUUGAUCGAUUAUACUUAUAAAAUAUUUGUAUGAUGAUAAUAAUAUCAUUCAAAGGGGUUGUUGUUUCAAUCAGAGGGGGGGGGGUUAAAAAUUUACUUGUCAUUUUAUUGCUUAGAUAGAAAAUAAAAAAUUGCUUUUUUUAAUUUAUUUUUUUUUUAAAUAAAGUUCUUUUAUUUUUGUUUUAUGUGUUUAGUUCGAUAUAGUAUUCGCGAAUGAAUCGAAUUAUGUUUUUCAAUUAGAUACAUGUUAAUUAUGUCUGUGUGUCUGUGUGUGCGCGCGUGUGCGUAUGUUAAGAAUGUUAUUGGAUUAUGGGAAUAGAAUGAAGACGGUGAUCAAAAAAAUAAAAAAAACAUAAAUGAAUUCCAGGCGCGAUCGAUGGCCCUUGAAAGUAAUUUUUCACAAACCCCAUAUGAAUUACGAAAAAUAUCACAUUGUAAUAUUUAACACAA
Molecule: messenger RNA, 8338 nt
Organism: Polistes canadensis
Lineage: Eukaryota; Metazoa; Arthropoda; Insecta; Hymenoptera; Vespidae
Gene: Dab
Product: protein disabled
Exons: 8
Coding region: 674-6235 (1853 amino acids)
Source: RefSeq, a predicted model, not a curated record